AGGCGGGCUCCUUCCCUCCGCUUCCCUCGGUAGCCGGGCCGCCUGGAGGGUCCCGGGGGAUGCGGCCUGGAAGCGGCGGGAGGAGGGGCGCGGCGGCAAGGCAUUGCGCGGCCGCCGGGGACGGGCAGGCGGAGCGCCUGGCGAGGCUGCGCGGGGACGCGGAAAGGAGCGGCGGGCGGCGCUUGGGCUCAGCCGGCCUCGGCCACGGCGCCGCCGAGCAACCAGGCGCGCAGGCUUCUGUGGGCGCUUCGGCGGAGGAAUCCGGCCGUGGGCCGUCGCGGGAGCCCUGCGGGGCCCCCUCCCCCGUCGGCCGGCGGAGCUAUUAGAAGUGUGAGCGGAGCGCGCAGCGGGGCUCCGAGGGAAGAAAGACGGAGAGCGCGGGCAGAGUUGCAGGAGGAGGAAAAAGGGAGGACGGAGGCAGAAGGGAAGGCGGCGAGCGGAGGAAGGCAGGCAGACAGACGGACCGACCGACGGAGGAGGAGGAGAAGGAGAAGGAGGAGAAGGGGAGGCGGAGCAGUGCAGACCCGACCCCGAUGGCCGCGGAGGAAGUCACGGGCGGAGCGCGAAAGGCGACGAAAAGCAAACUUUUUGAGUUUCUGGUCCAUGGGGUGCGUCCUGGGAUGCCAUCAGGCGCUCGCAUGCCCCACCAGGGGGCUCCAAUGGGUCCCCCAGGCCCCCCAUACGUCGGGAGCCCUUCCGUGCGCCCCGGGAUGCCCCAGGCCGUGAUGGAGCCCACGCGCAAGCGGGCAGCGCCCCAGCAGGCGCAGCAGCAGCAGGCGGCGCAGCAACAAGCGCAGCAGCAGCAGCAGGCGGGGGCCGCCACGCAGAACCGGCCCAGGAGCGCCAAGAGGAGGAAGAUGGCUGACAAGAUUCUCCCACAGAGGAUCCGGGAGCUGGUGCCAGAGUCUCAGGCCUACAUGGACCUGCUGGCUUUUGAGCGGAAGCUGGACCAGACCAUUAUGCGGAAGCGAGUGGACAUCCAGGAGGCCCUGAAGAGGCCCAUGAAGCAAAAGCGGAAGCUGCGCCUUUACAUCUCCAACACCUUCAACCCGGCCAAGUCGGACGCAGACGACUCAGACGGCAGCAUCGCCUCGUGGGAGCUGCGGGUGGAAGGCAAACUGCUGGACGAUCUCAGCAAGCAGAAAAGAAAGUUUUCCUCUUUCUUCAAGAGUUUGGUCAUCGAACUGGACAAGGACCUGUAUGGACCAGACAAUCACCUGGUGGAGCUGCUGCACACUGGGUCGAAAUCUCCAUCAAGCUAUCCACUCAGAACCAAGUGGCACAGGACUCCCACCACCCAGGAGACGGACGGCUUCCAGGUGAAGAGGCCGGGGGACGUCAGCGUGCGCUGCACCCUGCUGCUCAUGCUGGACUACCAGCCCCCCCAGUUCAAGCUGGACCCCCGCCUCGCCCGCCUCUUGGGGAUCCACACGCAGACACGCUCGGCCAUCAUCCAAGCCCUCUGGCAGUACAUCAAGACCAACAAGCUGCAGGACUCCCACGACAAGGAGUACAUCAACUGCGACAAGUACUUCCAGCAGAUCUUUGACUGCCCACGGCUAAAGUUUUCCGAAAUCCCACAGAGGCUGACGAACUUAUUGCUGCCGCCAGAUCCUAUUGUCAUCAACCACAUCAUCAGUGUGGACCCCAAUGACCAGAAGAAGACCGCCUGCUAUGACAUUGACGUGGAAGUGGAGGACCCCUUGAAAGGGCAGAUGAGCGGCUUCCUCCUCUCGACAGCAAACCAGCAGGAGAUCACAGCCCUGGACAACAAGAUUCACGAGACAAUCGAAUCCAUCAACCAGCUGAAGAUACAGAGGGAUUUUAUGCUCAGCUUCUCCAAAGAUCCCAAAGGGUACAUCCAAGAUCUCCUCCGAUCCCAGAGCAGGGAUCUCAAGGUGAUGACCGAUGUGGUGGGGAAUCCCGAGGAGGAGCGGAGGGCAGAGUUUUACCACGAGCCGUGGUCCCAGGAGGCCGUGAGCAGGUACUUCUACUGCAAGAUCCAGCAGCGUCGUCAGGAGUUGGAGCAGUCUCUGGGGGUGCGUAACACCUAAGCAGGGGUCCCCGGCCUGGUUGGCCGGCCCCUGAGCCAGCGGACUGAGCCGUGUCGCCCCCCCCAUCCCACAGGGGGUGGGCCUCCUUCACGACUGGCCAAGGAGGGAGGUCUGACAUGCACCACGACCAGCGACACCAAUCUCUGGCCAGCUUUCGAGUGUGUUUUGCCCCACCCACAUCCUCCUCUUCCUCUUCCUGCGGCUGCUGAGACCCUACAAGGGCCGGAAGGUGGCGGGUCUCCCCUCACGUCACUCAUGCCGAUCAUCGGAUGCUGGAGAAUGAAGGACACCCCCUCCCCAAGCACACAGGGCUUAAGACUUGGAAGGGGAGGAAGAGCCCAAUGGAUUGGCCAGAGGCUCCUAAAUCUCUCUCUGUGUGUCUCUCCCCCCCUCUCUCCCUCCCUCCCUCCUUUCCUCCAGGGGUGCCAACUUGAAUAAAAUAUUGGGGGACCCAACGAAGCCCCACCUCACAUAACUGAUCACAAAUCAUGGCCCAUGCACACUAUUUGAAGGGCAAUGCCCAUUAACCUUGGGGGGCCCUCUAGGGACCUUGGCCCCUAGGAGUCGGCUCUUAUGCCUGCCUCCUUCCUUCCUUCCUUCCUUCCUUCCUUCCUUCCUUCCUUCCUUCCUUCCUUCCUUCCUUCCUUCCUUCCUUCCUUCCUUCCUUCCUUCCUUCCUUCCUUCCUUCCUUCCUUCCUUCCUUCCCUCCCUCCCUC
Zootoca vivipara (common lizard) is the source of this 2770-nucleotide messenger RNA. NCBI's taxonomy places the organism in Eukaryota, Metazoa, Chordata, Lepidosauria, Squamata, Lacertidae. The record is from RefSeq and is a predicted model, not a curated record.